CUUUGCGUUUUGGUAAAGAAAAGAAAAAGAAGUCGUCUUGGUAUGGAGAGAGACGGUGGCGCGUCAUGGUGGAAGAGGCGCGUGGGGUGAGAGGGAGAGAGAAAAGCACACACACUUUUUCACUUAUGAAUCCAUUUGUCCCUGACUUCUCUCUCUUCAUUCUCUCUCUUCGAACCCUAAAAACCACACAUUUUUGGCACUGAGAUUCAUUGGAACCAGAGCUGAAAUAUAGGAUCUUACAACAGCUGUCUCUUCGGUAGAGGAGACGAGGAUGAGCAGAGGGAAUCCACCAGAGCCACUUGAUUUCUUCAUCUGGACUGUUGAGGAUGUUGGAUCUUGGCUUGAGGAGAUAAACCUUGGCAGCUACCGCCAGAUUUUCAAAGAAAGUAGUGUCAACGGCGAAUAUCUAGAAAGCAUGUCUGUGUUCACAACCGAACAGAUCCUUCACUUCAUAAGGAGGCAUCACAUGAAAUGGGGUGACUUCAUCACCCUCUGUAAAGAACUCCGAAGGAUUAAAGUGGCUUGCUUGAAAGGUGAGCAGAGAGUUCGACGGCCAUGGUGGGCACCUUCUUGCCUCUCAGUAGUUUUUGUUAAGGCGGCUAAGCGCAACCAACAAUCUCGAGUUGUAUCUCUGAAACAUGAAUCUUGACAUUACACUUUGCAUGUUUAUUAUGUGCGUUCUUGUCUCUCUUCUUUUCAUUUUAUUUUUUGGUUUAUAUUGAUUGCAAGGGAGAAAGAAAAUUAUGGUUUGGUACGUUGGUGUAUACAUGAAAUGCUAAUUUAUUAGAUUUAUUAUUAAUAUGGCUUCUCUA
This is a messenger RNA of Brassica rapa (field mustard), 812 nucleotides long. RefSeq lists its product as uncharacterized. Gene Ontology annotation, molecular function: protein binding. NCBI's taxonomy places the organism in Eukaryota, Viridiplantae, Streptophyta, Magnoliopsida, Brassicales, Brassicaceae. The record is from RefSeq and is a predicted model, not a curated record.